Messenger RNA from Entrophospora candida, 2469 nucleotides. NCBI's taxonomy places the organism in Eukaryota, Fungi, Glomeromycota, Glomeromycetes, Entrophosporales, Entrophosporaceae. The record is from the annotation of a GenBank genome assembly.
AUGGGAAAAUACAACAACAACAACAACGAUAAUAAUAAUGAACAAGAAGAACAAAAUUUUCCUGAAAUAAAUCUUAGUUUUUAUGAAGAAGACUCAAACAACAAUAACAAUAAUAAUACCGAUGAGGAGGAGGUUGAGGUUGAGGUUGAUAAUAAACCAAGAGACUAUAGUAAUGAUUCUUUUGCAAAAUUUUCCCAAGAAAUUAUAACCUCUUCCCAAGCAACUCCUCGACUUUCUUUUCCUGUAAGAAAUAGGAGAAGACCUAAUAACCUAUCAAUUGAACCUCUAUCUUUAAACAAUGAUUUGGAAGAGGUUGAAGAAGAGAUUACAGAUCAAACUGUUAGUUUAAUUAGUAAAUCUCAACUAGAUUUAUCUUUAAGCCUAUCUAACAUUUCAGCUAUAUCAAGAGUGAGUUUAGAUUUAGCAGGAAUUUUAACUAGAUUCGCUUUAGAAACAUGCAAAAUUUCUACCAAAGCUGGCUUGGGAAUUGCGCGUGCCAUGACCACAGUUAUGUCUAAUAGAAUUUUACAGGCUGCAACAAGGGAUGGUCAAUUAAGUGUAUAUUUUCUUCCUAGAAUUAUUGAUGCGACAACAACGUUAUUACACCGUACUCUUUCAUUGACCGAACAAGUUACACUAGCAGGUCUAGAUAAAACUUCUACGACACUACAAUAUGCGCUGGGAACUGCCACCGAAAGCAUAUCAAUUAUCUAUGCUUUGUUUGGUACAACUGAUGCUGCUAAGGCUUUGGCCGAAUUCGUUCAACUUGUAAAAAGAGAAUGGAAUGCUAAUGAUGAUGAUCAUUUGGAGAAACUCGAAACUUUUGGUGCUUUCCGAGUCAUCAAGUCCUUAACAGCUUGGGCUUGUUUACAAUAUAUAACUAAUGAAAAGUAUGAGAAUGAAUUGUGUGGGUGGAAGAGAGUUAAACUGGUUGAUUUAUGGGAUAUAUGUAAUGGCUGGGUAGAAAUUAGCCAUGACGACACAAUUUAUGAGGACUUGGAAUGGUUGAUGGUGGAUGACGAGGAGGAAGAAAUGGUGGUUAUAACAUCUAAUAAAUCAAGUAAAAUUGUGGUUGGUGAACUCACACCCCGUGACGAAAUACCAGAGUUUAGUUUUUCGAUGAAUGAUGAACGUACAAAACGUUUGAGUAAUCUAUUUUUAGAAACAACCAAACGUUACAGUAAUCCUUAUUUAGACGAAUACGAAAAUCAAACUGAAGAAGAAAAAUUGUUUUCUGUGCUUCACAAUCUCAAAAGAUACUCGAAAUUUUCUUCGUCUGCCUACGAUUUUAAAACUGCAAUAAUUGGUAAUUUUCCAUUAUUGAAGCGUAGGUAUACUGGUAAGGGCACACUUCACAGGUUUACAUUUGCUAGAUCAAGCGAGCUGCCACUGGAUUCCAUAGUCGAUACUUCUCAUCAAAAAAACUCGACCGUCAACAGUUCAAUGUAUCAACCAACGUAUUUCCUAAUAAGAGAUCAUACAACUCAGUCAAUAAUUUUAGCAUUACGUGGUACAAUGUCAAUACACGACUUGAUUGUUGAUUUGACUUGCGAGUAUGAAAAAUUCCAAUUACCCGAAGAUAUCCAAAAAGGUGACAAUACAAUACAUUAUGUGCACAAAGGAAUGUUCCAAGUGGCAAAGAGUUUAGUUAAACCUGGAAAAGUAGGUGUUUUUGAAGCAUUAAAAAGGGAAUUGCAACAGAAUGAUGGUUAUGGUUUGGUCUUGGUUGGCCAUUCACUUGGCGCUGGUGUUGCGAGUUUAUUAACAUUAUUGUUGGCGUCACCUACUACACGUAUGACAACUAGAUGGAGUGGUUUGCCUUUAGGCCGUAGAGUACAUUGUUAUGUAUUUGCCACGCCGUGUGUGAUGUCGAUUGACUUAUCUAAAAAAGCAAAAACUUUAGUAACAUCUGUAGCUUAUGGUAAUGAUGUUGUAUGUAGAUUGAGUUUAGGUCAUGUAAAAGAUUUACGUGGUGUAGUACGAUAUUUGGGCAGCGCAAAUGCAUCAACCACUCCUAAAACGCCAUCUCCGUCAAAAGUUGAAGCAGAUCAAGAAGUUAUACCCGAAGAAAAUCAUGAACUGGCUAGUAAGGUGUUUAGGAAAUUUUUGGAUUACAAAUCUAGGACGUUUUCAGAGAACGAUGAAAAGAGCAUGGUUAUUAAACGUGAAUUUGAACAAUUCUUUUGGAAUGUUAGAGAAGAAAUCCGUUCACAUAUGAAAAAUGUUAAAUUAUAUCCUCCUGGUAAAGUAUAUUGGAUUAUUGAUAGUAAAAGAGCACCAUAUUGUAAUGCCAGUGAAGAGAUUGUCAGUGAUGGCCCUGACGAAGAGAUAUUUUUUGAGAAAAAUGGAUUAUAUAAUAUGUUGGAGAUUAAUAAUGUUGAAAAUAUUUUUGAUGAAAUAUGGUUUACUCCACAAAUGAUGACUGAUCAUCUUCCACAUGUUUAUGAAAAUGUUUUGAAAAAAUUAUAA